AUGUCUGCUUCCCGCGCGAAAUUGGCGGAGCUGCGUGCCCUUCGCGCCGCAGGAAAGAAACGCCUGUCGACAUACGAGGUUGAGGAACAAGGCGAUAUCUACGAGGAAGUCGAUGAUGAAGGUUAUAAGAAAAUUAUCCGCAACCGGCUAGAUCAGGAUGACUUCGUGGUCGACGAUAACGGAGAAGGUUAUGCAGAUGACGGUCGCGAGGUUUGGAACGAGCGGAACGCAGACUACGGCGACAGUGAAAGCGAAGACGAUGGUUUGCCUGCCCGGGGUAAGGCUGCGAAGAGGAAGCGUGAGGAGGAAAAGCAACGGAAGGAAAAGAUCAACAAUGGCAUCUCGAAGUAUUUCAGCGGCGGGGCUGCGCCCUCUGCUCCGAAGCCCAAGCCUGUUGCUACCGCAGAAGACGAUGCAUUCAUGGCCGAUUUGCUCGGAGAAGUCGACACCAACGUGGUCCCGCAUCGUGUGCCAACAAGAAACAUAAUCAAGUCUGAGACCCGGCGCAAAGUUCGCAUCUUGUCACCCCCACUAGCCGACCGAACACGCAGAGAGAAGCCUAUUAGGAAGGAUGAGAAUAGUGAUCCGAUUUCGCCAGUCAGGGACCAGACAGAGUCUGCUUUGGACGACGACGAUGGCCCGCUUCCUGAUAUGGAUGAUGACGAUGACUUCCCGAUGGGUGAUCCGAUGCCAUCGUCCCCAAUCAGCAAAGCGGUAGAAAGGAAAUCGGUCACCGUGCCUGUCAAAGUGGAGGAGCCUGAUGACGAUGACAAUGAUAUUAUGGAGGUUGCAGAAGUCACUGGACAGAACGAAGCUAAAGCUACAACCAUCAACAUGGCCGGAAGCCGACCGCCGCCGAAACUCAAGCAAGAGGAUCGUCCGGCUCUUGCAAGCUCUUCGCCUACAAAGCCAUUGCCAGAAGUAGAUGCAUCCUGGAACGAUGUUAGGAGCAAGCUGAAUGUCCUCAGCAGCCCGGCGUCAUCGGAAAUGCGUGGCUUCGGUAAGCUUCGUGCCCAGGAUGUUAUUGAGGAAGACGGCAGCCUGCGCAUGUUCUGGUUGGACUUCACAGAAGUCAACGGCAGCCUUUGCUUGUUUGGAAAGGUGAAGAACAAGCAGAACGGUUCUUACGCCAGCGCAUUCGUCAAAGUCGACAACAUCCUACGAAAGCUCUACUUUCUCCCCCGAGAGUAUCGGCACAAGAACGGGCGAGAGACAGACGAAGAGGUAGACAUGGAAGAUGUUUACCAGGAAGUCGACGGGAUGAUGUCAAGGCUGAAGGUAGGAAUGCAUAAGAUCAAGCCUUGCACCCGCAAAUAUGCAUUUGAAUUACCCGGUGUCCCGAAAGAGGCGGAAUAUUUGAAGCUCCUUUAUCCUUACGACAAGUCUGUCUUGCCAAUGGACGUCAAGGGCGAGACAUUCUCCCAUGUUUUCGGGACAAAUACAUCAUUAUUUGAGCAGUUCGUGCUCUGGAAAAACAUCAUGGGUCCUUGUUGGCUCAAAAUAGAGGAAGCGGAUUUUUCUGCUGUUAACAAUGCCUCUUGGUGCAAAUUUGAAUGUCAGGCAACAAAGCCAGCACUUAUCUCCCCGGUUCCUGAUUCUGAGAACCUGGAAGCACCCCCUCUUACGAUCAUGAGUCUGUCCUUCCGAACACAGCUCAAUGUGAAAGAGAAUAAACAGGAGAUUCUGGUGGCAAGCGCAAGAGUGUAUGAAAACGUUUCACUCACGGACACAACCCCACCCGAGAGACUUCCCUGCAAGACUUUCACGGUCAUGCGGCCUGCAGGCACUUCAUAUCCGAUGCAUUUUGAAACUGAAACGCGGAAGCAGCGUGGCAUGUAUAUGCUAGAGAAGAGUGAACAGUUUCUGCUCAGCAAAUUCUUAGCACUGUUUGAAAAAAUGGAUCCGGAUGUUCUAAUGGGACAUCAACUCCAGGAAGUGGACCUCAGCAUUCUACUCAGCAGAUUGAAGGAAAAGAAAACACCUGGCUGGCAUCGACUCGGGCGGUUAAAGCGCGGCGAUUGGCCCAAGAAUUUCAACAGGGGUGGCGGCUUCUUUGCCGAGAGGCAUCUUAUUGCAGGAAGACUGAUGUGCGAUGUUGCCAAUGAUAUGGGCAAGUCUCUGAUGAUGAAAUGUCAAUCCUGGAGUUUGACAGAGAUGUGUGACCUCUACCUCGGAAAGGGAAAUGCCAGACAAGAAUUGGAUUGCGAAGCCGCAUUGAAGACAUGGGCCACUACCAAGGAUGGCCUCAUGAAUUUCGUGAAUCAUUGCGACGCGGAUACCUAUUUCAUUGCUGCAUUGGUGUUGCGACUUCAGAUGCUACCGUUGACCAAAGUUCUCACAAAUAUUGCUGGUAACUCUUGGGCACGAACACUUAGCGGUACGCGAGCAGAGCGGAAUGAGUACAUUCUGCUGCACGAGUUCCACCGUAAUAAAUAUAUCUGUCCCGACAAGUACGCUUCUAAACUGCUGAAAGCAGAAGAGAAGAUGCAGGAGGGCGACGAUGAUGAUUCGGCGGACAAAAAGAAAAAGGACAAAUAUAAGGGUGGUCUUGUCUUUGAACCCGAGAAAGGUCUUUACGACAAAUUCAUCCUUGUGAUGGACUUCAACAGUUUGUAUCCGAGUAUUAUCCAGGAAUACAAUAUCUGUUUCACGACAGUGGAACGGACAGCGACUGUUGACAACGACAAGGAAGAAAAGGUGCCCGACGUUCCUUCCUCAGAUCAGGAGCAGGGUAUUCUGCCUAAACUCAUUGCUACCUUAGUUGGCCGUCGACGCGAAGUCAAGAAGUUGAUGAAGGACAAACGCGCUACCCCUGAGCAACUUGCGCUGUGGGACACCAAGCAGUUGGCCUUUAAGCUUACCGCUAACUCCAUGUACGGUUGUUUGGGAUAUACGCAGAGUCGCUUCUACGCUCGUCCCUUGGCCAUGCUCACCACAUUUAAGGGACGUGAAAUUCUCAGAAGCACCAAGGAGCUGGCCGAGUCAAAGCAGCUCAGAGUCAUCUAUGGUGAUACUGACUCGGUCAUGAUUAACACGAACAUGGACACGAUCAGCGAUGCUCUCAAGGUCGGUGAUGAAUUCAAAAAAUCGGUAAACGAGCGCUAUCGGCUGCUGGAAAUCGACAUUGACAAUGUGUUCCGUCGCCUCCUUCUUCACGCAAAGAAGAAGUAUGCCGCUGUCAACAUGACCGAAGUAGAUGGCAAGUAUGUGGACAAGCUCGAAGUCAAGGGCUUGGAUAUGAAGAGACGUGAAUAUUGCUCGUUGUCCAAGGAAGUCUCGCAGAAGCUGCUAAACGAGGUUCUUUCCGGUGAAGAUCAAGAAAUUGUCCUCAACCGAGUCCAUGACUACCUGCGCGAGCUAGCAGAAAAGAUGCGCGAGUUCUCGGUUCCAGUUCAAAAAUACGUCAUCUACACGAAACUCUCCAAGCGACCCGAAGAAUAUCCCAACAAGGAAUCGAUGCCCCCGGUACAGGUUGCUUUGCGCGAGCUCGCCCGUGGAAAGUCGGUUCGUCCUAGCGACGUGAUAUCGUACAUCGUGACGAAUGGGGAUGCAGAGACUGCGUCUCUCCCACCGGCCAAGCGGUCAUAUACACUUCAGGACGUAAUGAAGUCUGAUUCAGGGCUCAAGCCUGAUAUUGAGUUCUACCUCCUCAAGCAAAUAUUCCCGCCCAUCGAGCGUCUCUGUGCACCUAUUCCUGGUACCGAUGCCGUUCGACUAGCUGAGUGCUUGGGGCUUGAUGUUCGCAAAUACCAGAUCAAUAGCUCCAGCGGGAGCAGCCAGCAGAAUGCCGAUAUCUUCCCGCUGGAGUCGCAGAUUCCCGACUCCGUGCGCUUUGAGAAUGCCACACGGCUUACACUCACCUGUCGGUUCUGCAAGGAGAAAUCGGUCUUUGAAGGACUGGCACAGUCAACCCACAUGUGCACUACCAAUGGUGUCGUGUGUCCCAACCAAGCUUGUCAGAAACCGUUUACGGUCUUGACAAUCGUGGCCCAGCUCGAGGCACAGAUCCGAGCGCAGACUUCCAAGUACUAUGAGGGCUGGCUUAUCUGCGACGACACGGCAUGCGGUAACCGGACCAGACAAAUCAGUGUGUAUGGGCACCGGUGUCUUGGACCCCGGGGCCACGCCGAAGGUUGCCUUGGCCGAAUGACGUACGAGUACACGGAAAAACAGAUGUACAACCAAUUACUCUACUUUGCUGGACUUUGGGAUGUGGACAAGGCUCGGAAGGCAGCAGAGAAGGAACCCACUGGGGAAAAGAAGGAUAGUGUGGCGGCACUGGUUGAGUUCAAUCGCACGCGCCCCAGAAAGCUUUACGCAGUGACCGUCACCAUGUCAGUCGCGCGGGUCUUGGUCAUUGCAGGCUCUGACAGCUCGGGCGGCGCGGGUCUAGAAGCAGAUCAGAGGGUUCUAGCUGCACAUGGUUGCUAUGCUCUCACAGCCACCACGGGGCUCACGGCCCAGAAUACCCUGGGGGUGCAGGACAUCUUCAUCAUUCCCGCGGAGUUCGUGAAAAAGCAGAUCAACGCCGGCCUGGAAGAUGUCGGCGCAGAUGUUGUCAAAUUAGGAAUGCUCUCUUCCGCGGAGACAAUAGACGUCAUCGCUGAAGCAUUGACCCUCCACCAAGUGCCUGCGGUGGUGCUGGAUCCGGUCAUGGUAUCCACCAGCGGAUCACGGCUUUUACCCGAAGCAGCUAUCCAAGGUCUACGCAUAAAACUACUUCCAUUGACGACUAUUCUUACCCCGAACAUUCCGGAAGCCAUGCUGUUGUUGAAAGACGCCGGUAUAGAUGUGCCCGAACCAACGGACCUGCCUGGUAUUAUUCAGCUCGCAAAGCAGGUCUGUUCCAUGGGCCCCAAGGGAGUCCUGCUCAAGGGUGGCCACUUGCCGCUCACAAGCGAUAAUCGGACUGCACACAAUCAAGGCGAUGCCUCCAAGGUCAUUGAUGUGCUUUACGAUGGGCAAGAGGUUACCUUAUUCGAGACUGACUAUCUGGUGUCGAAGAAUACUCAUGGCACCGGCUGCUCUCUUGCCUCGGCCAUUUCGGCCAACCUAGCUCAUGGUAAGGAUCUGAGACGGGCAGUCCACAGUGCCGUUCGAUUUGUUGAGGCGGGCAUUAAGACCAGCAUUGAUCUUGGAAAGGGAAGUGGGCCGAUCAAUCACUUUCACUCCUUCUACAACCUGCCUUUUGCUGCCGGUCAUUUUGUGGAGUAUGCUCUAGACCGUCCCGACGUCCAGUCGGCAUGGAAGCGUUUCACGGAGCAUGAUUUUGUCAAGCGGAUGGGCGACGGCACACUCCCCGAGGAAAGAUUCAAAUCAUAUCUGGUGCAGGACUAUCUUUACCUGAUUCAGUUUGCCCGGAGCAAUGCACUCGCUUCAUAUAAAGCAGGAAACAUGGAGUCUAUUGCUGCAUCAGCAAAGAUUGUUCUCCACAUCCAGCGUGAAACUGCGUUGCACCUCGAUUACUGUGCUUCCUUCGGUCUAUCUAAGGAGCAGAUGGAGAGCACCCCAGAAACUAUUGCGUGCACCGCAUACGGCCGGUAUAUCCUUGAUGUAGGACAAUCGGAGGAUUGGCUCGCGUUGCAGGUGGCCCUUGCGCCCUGCUUACUCGGAUACGGAGCCAUUGCACAGAGGCUGUACACCGACAAAGAGUCCGUCCGCGAGGGCAAUCGGUACUGGAAGUGGAUCGAGAAUUAUGUCGCGGAGGACUAUACGGAAGCAGUGCGCUUGGGAUCCGGUAAGACACCAGCUUGUACCCACCCAUGA
Messenger RNA from Aspergillus sclerotioniger CBS 115572, 5766 nucleotides. RefSeq names its product DNA-directed DNA polymerase alpha catalytic subunit POL1. The coding region runs from base 1 to 5766 and encodes 1921 amino acids. The transcript has 13 exons. Lineage: Eukaryota; Fungi; Ascomycota; Eurotiomycetes; Eurotiales; Aspergillaceae. Gene Ontology annotation, biological process: thiamine biosynthetic process; lagging strand elongation; leading strand elongation. The record is from RefSeq and is a predicted model, not a curated record. Gene Ontology annotation, cellular component: alpha DNA polymerase:primase complex. Gene Ontology annotation, molecular function: chromatin binding; DNA replication origin binding; purine nucleotide binding.